UUUCCCUUUAUCUAGUUGGGAAUUCUCUACUUUCGAUUCAGAAAAAGGAAGUAUUGCAUAUAGAAUCACCGAGUAUUUGAAUCAAAACUUAGCUUCUGUAUGGAUAUGGAUGAAGAUGAAGAAGAAAACAGUCUUGUGACCGGGAUUGUGUGCAAUGGACAGAAGACCAAAAACUCAAAAAUUUCUUUCAUCUGGGGAUCUCCUCUACACAGGAUGACAGACGUCCACGAAACCGAUCCUUAUGAUACUGUUGAUCUGGACCAUACUAAUUCGAAAUCAGCCAGUUACAACCAGACAACCAAAUUUACAUCAAACCAAAUAAACUCCGAGGAAUCACAAUACCAUUCCGACACUGAUAAUUCACAGAACACUUUUGCUUUAUUUGGAUACGAUAACCUGGGAGAUAUAGAUAACUCUGACGAAGAGACCUGUGAAACGAGUCAAGACAAACACAGCAACUAUUUAUUUCAAAUGAAAACCCAGAAAUAUCAAGAAGAACAUAACUGGUCACUUGAAAAAGUGAAAGUAACUCGUACAAAUGUACAUCCUGGAGCAUCAGAGAAAAUGGAGGAGGAUAAAAAGGAGAAUAACGCCUCGGAAAUGAUUUCCUGCGAUGAAACGAGUCGCAAUCAUGUUAACCAAAGAAUAAACGAUAAGACAGGAACAUGCGAGGAAAACUUGAUAUUAGAUGGUGAAUACAACUGUGAUAUGACUUCUACAAAAACAGCGACAUUCAAAGAAAGGACCAAUUUCGAAGAAAUUAAUCAAAAAGCCACAAAUAGUCGAGAGAAUAUGUACACAGCAACACUCUCUGGAAACGAAGAACCGCAAUCAAAUCAGUCAAGUAUUACUUUCAUUAAAGGAGAAGGCGAAGGAGAAAUGAUAUCUGAAAAUGAAAACUGGAUAGAAAAUGACGACAUAGAAAAGUCAUCUCAUGAAAAUGAAAGUCAUAUCAACAAGAACAAAAUGGAAACUUUAGUUUUAGAAACACCUAUCAAAUCAGAAGAUGAAACAGAAAUCAGCCAUGACAUAACCAAGCAGACCCUAGAAAAUAUAGAUGAGUCAUAUCAUCAACAGGAAACAGAGUGUAAUGAUGCUUCGACCCGAGCAUCUAGUGAAGACAGGGAGAUGGAGGCGCCCAAUGCAAAGCAGAUGGUACAAUAUCAGAAGGAAAUGUCACAUGAUGUUGUAGAAGUUAACCCUUUUCGACCAAUAAAUGAACCAGAUUUGUAUUCAGCUAAAACUGAAGAUUCUCUCCUUGCACUCGACAAUAAGGAAUAUAUUGCAAACAAUCAUGAACAUCGUCAGUAUGCGAAUUCAUUUGAAAUUUCUUAUCAGACUACUGAGCAUGAUAGUACGGGUGUAGAAUUUUUGUCAGCAUCCAAUGAAAAUCCUGGAAAUAAAUUACAACAUCCAUUAAAUGAGAACGCAAAUGAAUCACAGACAGAAAACAAAAUGUACGUAAAUGAGGAGGAAUUAGAAUCCUCAAAUGAAGAACCAUUUAAUCAGAGAGAACAUGAUAUCAAGUCGGAAUUAUCAAUUGACUUCUCAGCAAAGACAAAAGAGGACUCGAGUCCAUCAGUUGGAAAACACAAUCCGAUCUUCAACAAAGCAUUUACGCCAACGAUUUCGGAAAAAGAAAAAUUAACAGAUAACUAUUUUACACGUGACACCGCAGGAAAAUUCAGUCAAAGUAAAGGGAAAGAUGACAUAAGUAGAAAAGGGAACAAUGUGUUUCACUGCAAUAUCAAAUCAUCUGAAAGUGGAAAGCAGUCUUCUUUUCAAGAGCAUAUACAUUCAAGUAAGAAAUCAAAGGGACCAGAAGUGAAGAAAGAAUUCGAUAAUUCUGUAAAUUUUAUGAAAGAUUUAUGUCUUAUAGGAUCAAGACACUUGAAAAAGAUCAAAAGCCAACAAAAUGAUGGAGAGAAUAUAAGCAGAGCUUCACAGUCGAACUUUUUUCCUUCUAUGGAAAACAGACUUACAGAUAUUGAGUCUGAAUUAGUUAAUGUUAUAUCUAGGGAUAGGAAUGAUAUCUUAAACGAUGAAGAGUCUACCGAAGAUAAACAGUCAACUAAAUUAUCGUACAACAAUGCGAACGUUGAUAGGUUUUCACUUGCGGAUAGAUAUGAAACUUCAGAAACUACCACAGAAACGGAAAGAUGUAAUGAGUCGGAAGAGAAUCAUUCUAAAUAUGCAUUUACAAUUACACAUUUUGGAAACACAGACGAAUUGAACGGUGGCCAACGUAGAUGUAUAUCAAUUAAAUUUGACAAUUAUGGAGAGUCAAAAUCAACGAAUGCGUUUGAACGAAAUCAAAACAUUACAUUCAAGUAUAAAACCCAAGAUCCGGAAAUUGAGCUAUCAAGUAGCCAAUAUAAAGAUGCUGUCACGACUAAAUCUUUUCCCAAGCACACGGAAAAUGAUCAAAAGUUACCCAAAUUCACUGACCGGGAAAACUCUUUUGAAAUGCAAGCAAAUCAACCUUGGAGCAUUGAACCUAAUCAAUCCUGGAGUCAAGAUAGACAUGACCUACGGAAUGCUAAAUACAACUCGACGCCUCAAUACCACCAAAGUUCGAUGAGUGAUCCAUUUAUCAGAACUGACUUCCUAGAAAAUGAAACCAGUUAUCCUAAUGGUAAUUCGGAAACUCAUGACCAACGAGAUGAACAGCUUCAUAGUCCACAACACAACCAGCUCGAAAGAUUUCAGUUGAAUUCUUCGAGUAAUCCUGUAUCGAAUAAGCCGCUAGAGAGUGAAAACAGAAGUCAUAGUCGAAGGUCAUGGUAUGCCACUGAUCAUUCUCCAGAAGGUGAUUGCCAUUGUUGUAAGUGUACGGUAAAACAGCAUCUAUCUUUACUAACUGAAUAUAUGGAAAAAAUGGGAUAUGAUGUAAAGAAUGUUUCUGGAGAUGGAAACUGCUUAUUUACUGCUAUUGUUGAUCAGCUGAGAAUCAAUGGUGACUUUUCUUAUACGCAUGACAAUCUUCGUAAAAGGGCAGUGCAAUUUUUAAGACAGAGACCACAUGUUGAUGAGGAAACACAUCUUGAAUCUUUCCUUACUAAUGAAACAUGGGAAGAAUACCUUGCAAAGAUGGAAAUGGAUGGUCAAUGGGGAGAUGACAUCAUGCUGAAAGGGAUCUCUGAGCUAACUGGGAGAAAGAUAGUAGUGUAUAGUUCAUUUAUGUCCAGGACUGAAGUAACGCCUACAAAUCUUUUUGAAAAGAAUGAGUUAUUUAUUGGACAUAUACAGAAUCUGAUGCAUUUUGUCAGUCUUAGACCACAGUUUUGGGAAAUGAUGUGGCCAAUGCGAGCAUUGCUACGACACAAAGAUCAAAUUAUUAGUGAUUUGAAUUUCAAAUUUCAUUUGGAUUCUGCAAUUGCUGUAUCUAGUCAUGAAGAAGCUAUGAAAAAGAUUGCAAAGAUGAGGGAAAGUCUCAGCACAGGUGACAUCGAUACUUUUCAGAAAGUACAAGAAGAAAUUGACGCUCUACAAAUUCACAGUACAUCAGUGUCAAAAGGAAUGGACGAACUUUUCAAGGAAACCCCUGAAACAAUGGACACUUUGGUGAAGCAGAAGUUUGAAAUAGACAAAUUAAGUAGUGUUCCUAUGGUACAUUUAACUUAUCUACUUAAACUCCUUCUACCAUCAAAGUAUUUCCGCAAUAUAUAUGAACGUUUGGAUAGUAUUUUUGACGCACACCCAGAAAUACUUACCAGAAUUGGAAGUGGAUCAAUGGGUUUAAACAGAAGUCUGAUGGACUUUACAGCAGUUAUGCAACAUUAUGAACUACUAGAAAAAAGAACUCCAAAAGAGACAGAACCAUUGUCUGUUACUUUUGUAAUUAAGCUUCCCACACAAAUGUAUUCAAUUCUUAAUGAUAAUGAAGAACGGGGCAUUUCGUUUGAAAGAAAUCUAAUACUUGAUGAUACAGAAACCUUACCGGGAUAUACACGUCUUCGUCCAACAAAUACAGCUUACUGGUCUGGGUGCAUCGAGUGGUUAUCAUGCCAAAAUGCUUUCCUUCGUAGAUUGAAAUUAAAAGAUGCUAGGCCCCCUAAAAUAAUUGAGGAAUUUCCUGAAGUCUCAUUCAAGUAUUUUGAUGGCUUAGAUUGUGAUAUCUGGCCUAAACCAGCUCAAUACUGGACGAAACGAAAACCUGUCUCUUGCUGGCCAUCUGCAGAAAAAAUAAAAGAGGCUUCUGAAAAGGGUUGCAUCCUCAUUAAACGUGCUCACGAAUUUAGUGAUUACCCAGAUAUUGAAUGGCAGUUUAUAUUCACUGGAGCAGAAACGGUUCUAGUUGAGUCAUUUACUAGUUCCAUGAUGUACUGUUUUCGUGUUUUUAAGGCACUUGUUGAACAUCAAACGAGAACCCUUAAAGUCAAACUUAAAACGUACGGUCUUCUGACAUCAAUGUUUUAUAGCAGCGAGCUUAUUCCUGAGGAUGCUUGGUCAUCAAAUCCUGGUGGUUGUAUAAUGUUUAUAAUUGCUUGGUUGUUACAAAGGGUUGCCGAGCGCAUUAUCCCAAAUUACUUCAUUCCAGAAAACAACAUGAUUGAGCAUAUGGAAGAUUAUGACCUAAGAAGCAUUGAAUAUUGUUUGCAAGCUUUACGCUGGUUUCCGUUCCCCUCACUUUACUUUUUAUUAGAACGCCAUUCACUCCCAAACUUUUCCAUGAUUGAUCAAAUAGAAUCUUCGAUAGAAGACUAUACAAAAUCCAAGGACAAGCACAAAUUAGUGGAAACAGUGUUCAUACCGCUUUGUUUUACACUUGCUACAGCUAAUAUAAGGCAAAAAGUUUUACCAUUUUACAACCAAGCUUUAGAUUACUUAGAAGUAGGAUUUGAACUGACAGAGGGAGUCACAGAUGAAGAACACAGUACAACGUUCAAUGAUUUCAUACUGUCGUUCUUGACAUCAGUAAAAAAUUCUGAAGUUAUGUUGCCAUUUGCACAUUUAGUGGAUAAAGUCAAGAAAACAAAUUUAAGUCAAAUAAUGCUUAAAGAUAAAUCAGCGAUGCCAAUCUCGGGUAUUCUUGGCUCAGAAUAUACGGGUCAAUGGGGUCAUGUGUAUGUUGACGUCAGUGAAGACAAGUUCAAUUCAAUAUAUGAGCUAACUGGUGAUCUGUUUAAAAACCAAGAAUCAGAGGAAUGUGCAGAGAUCCUUCGAUGCUCAAUUUCUGUCCUUCAGAGAGAUUUACAAGAUGAUGAAACUGACUAUAGUGAGAUCACUGAUGAAAACAGAAUGCAACAGCUAAAAAAAGCAAGGUAUAAGCAAGUAUACGUUACUCUAUGGUACCUAGUGACAUUCUACAAGCACUUAUCCAAAUGCUACGAAGCAAUGAACAAAUUAGAACUAUUCCAAGAACAUAUCUAUGACUAUGAAGAAAUUGUAUGUCGCAUCGAUAGCCGCAUACACUAUGAAAAUGUGGCAAACAUAUACCGACAAUUAGGAAACCGAGAAAAAGCAAAUGAGUUGGAAGACAAAGUGAAAUCGAUGAAAAAUACUGAAGAACCCCGGGGUUCGAGAUUUCUGAUCAUUAUACCAUAAAUUGUCCCAAUGUAUUAAUGGAUACAUCGAUGUUCAGACUGUUGAGAAAAAGGAAAAUAUUGUACAGAAGUAUUUCUUAUUCAAAAUAUUAAGGGAGCUGCCAUUUGAUUUUUUUAUGGGGUGGCUAGAAUGAAAAAUGUUGUCCUGCAUUUUUUUUUUGGUUGUAAUCUCUGUCCUGCCUUUUUAUUUUUCACUCUAUUCGGUCCUGCCUUUUUUUUUUUUUAGUUUAUUCUGACUUUUUUUACAUAAAUUGUCAUCCUGCCUUUUUUUUUACUCAAAACUCCUGUCCUGCCUAUUUUUUUUUUUUAAAUAUCAUUUUAGCCCCCCCCCCCCCAUAAAAAUCAAAUGGUAGCUCCCUAAUUGAUUGAAUAUCUUGAUUUCCUGAUGUAACAAUUAUGCUUUCUAGAUUACUAUGUAUUUUUAUGAAUUAUCUUUCUGAGCAAUAUUAGUGAGUGCCAUAUGUGGGAGAUCAUUCAUUAAGGUUUGGGGAGCACAUUGUUUAAUUUAUUAUUUCUAUGAUACUUCAAACACGAUUUCCAUGUAGAUAUUGCAAGACUUUUAUAUUAUAAUAGACUUUUUUAUUUCCAAAUGUGAAAAAAAUUUGGACUGAACAUUUCAAGCAUUCAAUUAUUAUCAGUGUUUACAAUUAAGAGAAAAAAUAUUGACAGCCCCGAACAUGUACUUACCAUUUCUUUAACUGAUCUCUGGGAACGAGAUAUUGUUAUACUAAUGAAAUAUUGACAUACCGGUAAGAUGACUACGGACAUUGUUUGUUUUAAAUUUAUAUCUUAACUGAUUCAAGACAAUUAUAAUCAACCCUUUUUUCUUUUCAUUGGUCAUUUAGUAUCAUUGUAGCACCAAUCAGUAAGAUAAUUGUAUUUUUAAAUGUUACGAUGUAGAAACAAUGUCAAGUAAUCCAAAGAAUGGCUUCAUUCAGACCAUUUAGAAAGUACUGCGGUAUUGGCAUAAUAAACUGGUAUUAUUUAAUUGAAAUUUACUGUUAUUAAAUUUUGGAAAUCAUUUUAAAUGAAAGAUUGAAUCACACUAAUACAUAGUACUGAUUCAUUGUCUGAGCUUGGCUUUACUUUUAGUCCUUUUUGGUUUUAAAGCUCUUUAACGUUUGUAUCAGGUUUUGGAUUUUCAAAUAUUUUGGCCUCGAGCAUUACUGAAGUGACAUUAAUUGUCGAAAUGCACAUCUUGUGCAGAAAAAACGGACCUGUUGAUGUUAUAUCUUUCACUCGGUCAAUACCUCUCCUGGUGGACUGUUAUCCCCCAAGGGUACCACUAGCAAAGAAGCAAGUACUUCUGUACUAGCAUGACAAUACUGAUACUGUUUUAUUGAAAAUUGCUGCCUUGUUAUAUUUUGGAAAUAAUUUCUAAUGAAGGAAUGUAUCUUCGUCACGUCCUUUUUGGUUUUAUCAGCUCUUCAGAGUUUGUAUAAAUUUUUUUUCUGAUUUUUCAAUUUUUUGGCCUCAAGGAUCACUGACGAAACAUUGAUUGUCAAAAUAUGUAUUUAGUUCAGUAAAAAUUGGUACUGUUAUUGUUAUUUUAUCUGUGAUUUGUUUAUAUAUAUAUAUAUGUUGAAUUGAUAAAUUUGUGAAUCUUCUAUAAUGAUAUAAUUUUAUAAUUAUGAUAGUAGAGACAUAUAAUACAUGUUUUAUGUAUCAAGUUGUAAAAAAGAUUUGUUUGAAUUUUUUCUCCAAAUAUUGUAUCCAAUCUUCAGUUUUAAAUAUAGUCAAGAUUAAUUUGAAA
Messenger RNA from Mytilus californianus (California mussel), 7299 nucleotides. RefSeq lists its product as uncharacterized. The coding region runs from base 100 to 5547 and encodes 1815 amino acids. Lineage: Eukaryota; Metazoa; Mollusca; Bivalvia; Mytilida; Mytilidae. The transcript is spliced from 7 exons. The record is from RefSeq and is a predicted model, not a curated record.